AUGAACACUGCCGUGGCGGUACCGGGGUUCGCGGACUCCUUCUGGACGCCCGACUAUGCCUCUGGGAUUCAUACUCUGUUCACAAAACUCCACCAGGGCAUCGUAGAGAACCAGCAGAUUCUCACGAUGGCUCAGAUGCGUGCCGAAGCAGAGCGUGUAUACGCCGCACAGCUAGGUGCGAUUGUUCCAGCUAUUGAUCGCAAGACCGGUGGUUUCGAUCGUGAUGAUGGCGCCAGUGUCCGCAAGGCGUUUGAAUGUAUGCGGAAGCAGAUGGUUGAGGAACAAGCCAUUCACCAGAAAAUUUCAAGCAGCAUUCAGCAGCUCGUCAUCCAAGAAUUCAGUCGCUGGGCAGGCGAGCAUGAAGCCCGAGUGGUUACCUGCGAAAAGGCGCUCAAUUCACGACUGAGGGAAUACGCCAAACAAUGUGACGAAGUGAGCAGUUUGAAUGAGAAAUAUCUCAGCAAGUGUCGCCAGAUACACGACCGGGAACAACAGGAGCUUUUCGCCUUCCAGGAACCCGAAAGUGCCACUGCCAGCCCGAAGCAUAAACAGGCACUGAAAGCGCCCACCAUCGUCCUGCCUGAUCCACUCGAUGAAGACCCGGAGCCGGUAGAAUUGGGCGACCUUGUUUACUCGCCAGAGCAGUUGAAGCAGGUGCUGAAGCACAUGCUAGAAACUAUACCAAUGGGAGAGGUGAAGGUUCGCUUACUUGGGACAUAUCUAAAUACGUCGCUUGGAUCGGACAUCGUUGAAUACCUGCAGAAACACCUAGGUGCCUCCUCCCUUAGCUACGCUGAACGAAUUGGCCAGGAUAUGGCCGAUAAUGGUUUUAUUACUUCGAUCGGUGCUAUGGGACCCAACCCGCUCAUUAAUACCACAUUUACCGGUAGUUCUAGGUCUACGUACCAGUGGGACAAGCGUGUUUUCCAGAUGACCGGAGUACCUGAGAAGAAGAAGCCACUCACCCGCUCCGGGACCACACUGAGCCGCACCAGCACCGGGACAGGAAGCGAUGAUACCCCAGUUGACUCGCCUACCUUGACGGAGCGUUUUGCUGCUUGGAACCCGCUCCGAAACCAGCUUACUGACGAGACUCCCAUGGAAAUACUCAAACGCCAGGCAGAUGAGGCCAACGAACGUUACAAACAUGCUGUCAGACACCUAGAUGCUAUCCGUUGUAAACUCGAAGAGGAAAUGUUCCACACUAUGAAAUUUAUGCAACAGUGUGAACUACACCGCCUUGAAGGUAUCAAAACAGUCGUUAUCGACUUUUCGAGUACGAUCAGCAAUGUCAUUCCAUCUCUACAGAGUACUAUGGAUAGAAUCGUCCUUCAUCAUGAGGCGAUGCAGCCACAAGGCGACCUUCGCUAUAUGCUGGAGAACUACCGUACUGGGUCGUUUUGUCCAAAAGUGGCCGUUUACGAAAGCGGUUCAAAAUCUACAGAGGAACAAACUUUUGGCGUUGAUUUAGAAACGUUGACUGCGGCAGAGGGCAAAAAGCGAGUUCCGGUCCUGGUUACCGGUAUCUUGACAUACCUCGAUAGACAUUACCUUGACCUAGAAGGAGACGAUGCUCGACGAGCAAUCUGGCUCCGAGACGUUCCCCUGGUCGAAACUCAUAAACUACGUGCUAAACUUAAUAGAGGUCGCUCAGGACCAGUGGCGAAGGUUGACGAUGAGGUCGAAGCUAUUGAUGAAAAGUUGCAAGAAUUUGAAAUGCCCGUUGUUGCGAGCGUCUUGAGGCUCUACCUCUUGGAACUCCCAGAUUCAAUCGUUUCAUCUAAGUUGUACGAAAUUUUCCGCACAAUCUACACUACGACACGCGAUACCUCUGAUGAAAAUCGUAUCAGAGUACUUCAAAGCACACUGGGUCAACUCCCUCUCCCCUAUAUUGCUACUCUAGACGCCAUCACCACUCACUUCUGGCGACUUGUCGAUCUUACCAUUCCUGAGCAAGACCAGUUUUCUACUCGUGAGGAGAUCUACAUUUCCGCUCUCGCAUCGACACUGGCCCCAUGUAUCCUCCGCCCGCGCGUUCAAAAUCACUUGUCUAUGGAUGAAAAACACAGCCAUCGUCUUGUCCGCGACCUGAUUGUGAACCAGAAACAGAUAUUUGGGGAGCUUAGACGUCUAUCUAGCAAGUCGAGUAGCGCUGCCGCGAGACCUCGUGCCAUCAGUACUGAUGAAAGCAAUCGACGAGCAAACAUGGAAGAAAGGAACCGUGCUAUUGCUAGCAGGGCUAGAGCCACGAGUCCAGCUCCAUCCCCUCGCCAUCGCAGGGACCGAUCCGUUGGAAGCUCCGGAAGCACUAGAUUCCCAGUCAGUGUUUCUGGGGCCACUACUACCUCUGAACGCAAACCAGUCCGCCAAUCCCUUGAGGUUCCUGAUCCAGCACCAGCUCCGAUAGAUACUACGAACAACCAUACCAAUGGCUCAAGCGAGGACACUUCCGCGGCAGCUGAAGACACAAGCACUUCUGCCGAUGUUCCAUCUACCGAUCGGGUACCAACGCCGCCAUCCGCCACAGUUACAAGCCCCGCCUCCGCAGUGCCAUCCUCUGUCACUAAUGAAGUUAAGAAAACAGGCUCCCUCUCUCGCUCUAGCCGAUACAGCCAUAUCACCGGCAUAAAGCGAGAUGAAGCAGAUAACGCUGGAUCGGAUGUUCCUCCAAAACCUGUGGGUGUUACACUAGAGGACAAGCCAAUUGAUGAUUAG
Nannizzia gypsea CBS 118893 is the source of this 2715-nucleotide messenger RNA. RefSeq names its product rho-GTPase-activating protein 8. Gene Ontology annotation, molecular function: GTPase activator activity. The record is from RefSeq and is a predicted model, not a curated record. Lineage: Eukaryota; Fungi; Ascomycota; Eurotiomycetes; Onygenales; Arthrodermataceae. The transcript has 5 exons. Gene Ontology annotation, cellular component: cell division site; division septum; cytoplasm. Gene Ontology annotation, biological process: cytoskeleton organization; small GTPase-mediated signal transduction. Bases 1 to 2715 code for a protein of 904 amino acids.